Molecule: messenger RNA, 1985 nt
Organism: Orbicella faveolata
Lineage: Eukaryota; Metazoa; Cnidaria; Anthozoa; Scleractinia; Merulinidae
Source: RefSeq, a predicted model, not a curated record
AAUUAUUCAUAGUCUGUCUCGAAUGUGCUGUCUGUCUGACAACAGUUUCCUUUGAAAGCGUGAUUAACUUGUUGAGCUUGGUGAUAAAAGAGUGCAGACACCAGAGACUAUCAAGAAGAACCAUGCCUUGUCAUUUUGCCGGAUCUGCAAUUGCACAGGGACCCGAUGUUGGUCGAAUUGACCGAUGGCUAGAGUGGAACCCAACUUCCGAGAAGUGCAAGUGGUUGCUUCUCUCAGGUGCUUCAAAUCCUCCAAGCGGCAUUGACAUUUCCGACAGAAGGACCAGAGACAUUCCUGGAGUCAAAGGUGGGACAUUUCUUUCUGGUGUUACUCAUGAUUUAGCCAACAUGGAACGUGCAGUUGGAACUAAUUUGUUCAACACUGUAAGAGAUCUUUAUUUCACCAAGUCCGCAGCUCUUGGUCAUAUCCAGAAACUUUUUGACAUUUGCAAACGUGACGUUCAACCUAUCUUAUACUACACUGGGCAUGGAGAACUUGGGACUGGAAACUGGUGCUUUGAUGAUGGGACAAUCAGCAUUCAAGAAAUUCUUGAUAUGCGUCCUGAAGGAGCUUACUACCCAAUGAUAUUCAGCGAUUCUUGCUACAGUGGCCAUUGGGCGAAUUUCUGCCUGAAAAAGAACAUCACAGGCUUCCACUGUCUGGCAGCAUGUCCGGAGUAUUUUAAAGCUAUUGAUACCAAAGAUGAAGGCGGAGACUUGACGUUGUUCAUGACAGGAAAAAAAGCACGUCCUGGCACUGAACCUAUGUACAGUGGAGGGAACAGGAAUGACUUCCCAAUUACUACGGGAUAUGACUCAGUUAAGUACAAAGAUUUGAUUGCCAGCCAUAUUCGAAAUUCUGAUAAUAUUGUGAUCUGCCAAAGUUUUCAUAAUAGCUACUUAAGUGGGUGCUUUGCACCUUCAGAAAGUUACAGGCCCAGGCCCAGGGUUUCCUGGAUGAUUCGUUAUGACUCUGACUCCUUCCUUGAGAAGGUUAAUGAAAAUCAAGGAAAGUCGACACAGAUUUAUUCUCUUACAAUUGACGAGAAAGCAUUCGGUGCAUUUUUCAUGGCAGAUUAUGGCACACAUCAAACGAUUGUAACGAACUUAUCCGAUAUAGAGAAGAAACGGGAAGAUGGCUUUGAUGUCACUGCAUGCGCUGCCAGGGAUUCAACAUUUUACAUUAUUAUGACAAAGGGCACAAGAGAAUACAAGAAAAAACCACAGAGGUGUUUCACUCAUAGCUCAUGGAAAAAGGCCGACAAAGAAAUACAGAACGAGUAUAAAUGGGGAAAAUCUAUAACAGGAAUAUGUUACUCCACUGGACUGGGGCAGUAUUUUGUGGUGAUGACAGAGACAUCACAGGAACAGCGGUUCCAUUGGUUUGACGUGUCUGAUACAGCUACCAGAGACGACUGGAUGGAUGCGCAACAUAAAGAGGGAUUUCAUCCUACCAUUAUCUUCAAGGAUGUCACUGAUGACCAAACCUUAGUUGUGAUGACUAAGGAUGAAAAUAGAUCGGGUUAUUCGUGUAGAUUUAAUCAGAGGAUGGCUGACCCCCCUUCUUAGGAACAACAAAACAUGCUCUUGAGACGUUUUUCCAAAAAUCCUGGAAUGUAUUUUCAAAUUAGCUGGAAACUAACUGAGUUUGAUACAAUUGUCAACAGAAGAUACAGACAGCCACUAAACAGCUCCGUCUACGAGAGCAAAUCAUCAGUACAAACUUUAUGUCAAACCCGCAAGACUUAAUUGUUAUAGACAUUCAUUAUUCAUCAGGAUUGUUAAAUUAUGGAAUGAAUUACUAAUAGAUGUACCAGAAGCUGAUACCUUCAGCAGUUGAAAUCUAAGCUCACAUUGCACUUAAAUAUUUAAGUGUAAUUAAGGAUCUUAAUUUUAAUUUUAAUUUUGAUUUUAUUGUACCAUUUUAAGAAAGUUUUCAUAUAAGGAUAACCUUUUUUUCUAAAGGCAACUUUCUUUUUUCCCCUA